GCGGCGCUUAGUUACGAAGUUGGUUCCCGUAACAUGUCUAAGAUGGUGCGAUGAUUGCUCACGAUAUGUGUAGACUCUGAUAUGCUUGAAGCUCCAAGCAUCUUGUCCUUUACGGACGAUCCUGUGAAAGUAACGAGGAGAGAAAAUAAUUAUACCAGGGCAUAUGUCCCUUCUCAAGAAAUCGAAGCAGAUCUGAAAAGGAUUUCAGGAAAACUAAAUGAGUGUUUGUAUGAUAGUUACAGAAGAGACAUUGACACUCUCAAGCCAAAUGUCGACAUUGACAAUGAAAUGGCAUUAUUGAUAGCAGCCGAGGAGGAUGUACAACAGUCCAGGCGAAGCCUCAGAAGAAGAGCACGAAAGAUUUGCCCGUCAAAUGGCCCCACUCAAGAAGAAGAACAGGAAUUAAAAACAUUGAACAAAAGCUCUGUCAGAAAGAUGUACGAAUUAGAUGAUUUCAAGCGAGAUUUUGAUACAAAGCCUUUUGUUGCUACUGAGAUGGUGGAUUUGAGUUUUGAGAGGAUUGUAGACAACAUUCGCAGGAGGCAGCAGGCUCUCCAGAAUCUCCGCAGGGAAAUCUAUGAGGAUUCUGUACUCAGAGUGGCAGGAUACUACAGGAAGGCCACAGAGCAAAAGAACGCUGAUGUAGCAACAGAAGUAGUUAAAUCAUCCCUGACUGCCAAAUCUAAGCGAGCAUCUAAUACUGAUGUGGAAAAAUCCAAUUACCAACCAAAGAUUACCUUAGUGAAGUCUACACUUACAUCAGAGACAAACAUGGGAAAGUCGAGUUCUGUGUCACCGAGUGUUGUUAUUGAAAAGUCCCAUCAUACACCCAGCAGCACAAGUGAAAGUGAUACGGAGGGGGACGAAUCUUAUGCUGCAGUUCAAGAGCGUUAUCGGUCAGAAAAACUCAGACUAGAAAAGAACUUAGAAAUAUUCAACAAACAGCUACAAGAGUUCAUUGACUCUCGAACAAGCUCGACUGAGGUUCAUGAAGUUGCUGUCAAGUCGAAGAAGAGACGUCACACUGGUGCCAAAAAAUCUGAAACAAAAACAGCCAAGACCAAAGCCAAAGUCAAAACUGUCAAAGUGGCCAAAUUAGACACGAAAAUAGCUAAAGCCAAAGUUGUAAAAGCAGCUGAAUCCGAUUCCAAAAUGAUCAAGUCUGAGGCAAAAGCAGAUAAAGCCAGAGUCAAAAGUGUGAAAGGGGCCAAAUCAGAUGCCAACAUGGCCAAAGUUGAUGUCGGAGCUGCCAAACUGGUCAGAACAGGCAAACCGGAUGUGAUCACUGUAAAAACUGCAGAACCAGACUUGAUUACCGUAAAAACUGCAGAACCAGAUUUGAUUACUGUAAAAACUGCAGAUCUAGAUGUGAAGGAUGAUGAGCAGAAGAGAGAAUCUCAGGUUGUGGAUGGAGGCUGGACAAAAAGGAAACCCUUCCGACUCUCCAUGGCAGACAUUCAAGCUUACGUUGAUUCCUGCGAUCCUGAGCUGGCAGGAAAACGAAGACGAAAGAAAAGGAAGAAGGGGGGCAAUAGAAGCAGCGUUACAGAACUUCCACUGAGAGAGGAGGACAGUGACAUCAUCAUCAUGGACAAAGUCCAGGGACUUGGGGUGCUGCCAAAACUCAACCCAAUGCCUGUUUACACCGACAAUUUUCAAGCAAGUUGUGUGUUAACCCACCUAUUUUCAAGCAGAGACAACUUCGAUGAAGAUUUUGAAGAAGACUACAUUAUACCAACAUAUGAAAGCGAACAAAAGUUUUAAAUUCUAUAUAAUUUCAAUUUUAAAAAGUCAUACUUGGCAACUCUCAUUUUUUUUCGAUUAUUUUUUCGGCAUUAAUUGUUACUGUUCAGAAUUUUUUUUAUGAUUCAAUUGAUUUGCAAGAAAAAGCAGUUUUAAUAAGUGAAGUUUUUAUGUUAGUGAGUUUGUCAAAAAGAAUAAUUAUAAAUGUACUUUUUGAGGCAUGAGAAUUGGAAGAAACUUUGAUAAACUUUUUUUAAAAAGGCGGCAAUUAUAAAAAUUAUCAAAAUACAGAAUAUUAACAUUUUUAUGAGAUUAUACAAUGUCUACAUCAAUCAUGAUAUUUAAGAUUCAAAACAUUUUGUUAAAGUUUGAUUUUAUUAAUUUUCCACUGAACCAUCAAUAUUUAUUGGUAUAUAAACCUGUAGUUUUAACCUUUUUUGUACAAUGUACCUCAUAGUAAGCCAUUAUUGAGUGGACUAAGUGGAGUAUUGUUGUAUAGAUCUAUCUUUGUUAUUGUAUAACUUUUUCCUUUUUCUUUUUAUUUAUUUUAUGUAUAUCGCUUAGAUUUUUUACAGAAUUUAUGCAUUUAAAAAUGUAUAUCAGAAUUUUCAAGGAAACAGGAAGUACCUAGAUUGUACUUACAUUUAUUUAAUAUGUAUAUAUCUUAGAUUUUUUACAGAGUUUAUACAUUUAUAGCAGAAUUUUCUAGGAAACAGGAAGUACCUGGAUUGUACAGUUUGUUUUCCUGUGUUUCCGACAUAUUUAUAUAUACAAUCUACAUGUAUUUUACAUUUCUUAACUCGGUGUUAACAAAAUGAUUUAAUAUAAAGUUUAUUUUGAUAUUGAUUAUUUGAGCUAUGAAGUUAAUGCUGAUGACUGGUUAAUAACACAAAACUUUUUUUUUUUUUUUUUUUUAUUUAUGUAUAUCUCCUAGAGUUAAUACAUUUAUAGCAGAAUUUUCAAGGAAACAGGAAGUACCUGGUUUGUACAGUUUGUUUACCUGUGUUUCCGACAUAUUUAUACUUGUAUAUACAAUCUGAGUUGAUUUUAAUAUUGAUUAUUUGAGCUAUAAAGUUAAUGCUGAUGACUGGUUAAUAACACAUAAUUUAUUUAUUACUAAUCAGUUAUAUCUAACAAAAGUAACCAUUAGAUAAUUAAACCUGACCAGUAGUAGCGGGUCUGAAAUUGACAAUCUUUUGUUUAUGUCAUAUAAGUUGUUGUGGAUUAUGCAGAAUUGUUGGUCUAAAUUUUGUACUUAUAUCUAUCUAUUACUUAUUGGUCUGUAUUUCAUGAAGAGACAGAUCUGAUUGGAAUGCAGGCUAAAUUUAAAGUUCAUAACUUUAAAUAUCAUAAAUUUUUGCCUUGAAGACAGAUUCUAUGGGACGGAUUUCGGAGCUGACAUUUUAAGACUGACCAUCUAUUAAAUGAGAAGAAGGACUCUUUAAGGUUAAAAAUAAAUGUAAUAAAAUUAAUUCUAAAACAAGAGUCCGGUUAUUUGGUUCUUUAAUUUUUAUGUCUAGAUUAUUUCUUUGAUUUUAGCAAUUUUGCAUAAUUCCAACACCACACUACAUGGUAUCAAGUUUAACCAUGUACGUUAAUAUGUACCAUGUCAUCAUCGGCCAGGUUUACAGUAUAUAUUGUGUAUACUUAUUAGAUCUAUAUAAACACUACAAUAAAACUGUGAUAAACUUUAUAUAGCAACUUUACUUUAGAAUCACAAUUAAUUUACUUUAAAAAUUGUGCAUUAUUCAAAAAUGUGAGAUUUAUAUGGAAAACAUCGAUUUGUUGUAUGUGAACACAAAGUUAUGAUAGGCGUUAGGUAAGAAUAUAUUCUGUAAACAAAUAUCUAAUACAACAAUAAAGUU
Messenger RNA from Pecten maximus, 3608 nucleotides. RefSeq lists its product as uncharacterized. Bases 82 to 1764 code for a protein of 560 amino acids. The transcript is spliced from 15 exons. The record is from RefSeq and is a predicted model, not a curated record. NCBI's taxonomy places the organism in Eukaryota, Metazoa, Mollusca, Bivalvia, Pectinida, Pectinidae.